Molecule: messenger RNA, 477 nt
Organism: Macrobrachium nipponense
Lineage: Eukaryota; Metazoa; Arthropoda; Malacostraca; Decapoda; Palaemonidae
Product: cilia- and flagella-associated protein 251-like
Exons: 2
Coding region: 1-477 (158 amino acids)
Source: RefSeq, a predicted model, not a curated record
AUGACCAGACCUAUGGAGGCAGAGUACAGAGUUGUUAGCCUCGGGGAUAAAGUAAGGGAUCACGUUACGGCGGAGGAAGGAGAAGAAGAAGAAGAAGAAGAACAAGAACAAGAAGAAGAAGAAGAAGAAGAGGAAGAAGAAUCAACGAACUGGAAGAGAGAGCUGAAAGAAGGCCCUGAAGAACUGGAAGCGAAAGCAGAAAGAAGGCCUGAAGAACUGGAAGCGAAAGCAGAAAGAAGACCCGAAGAACUGGAAGAGAAAGCAGAAAGAAAGCCUGAAGAACUGGAAAAGAAAGCAGAAAGAAGCCUGAAGAACUGGAAGAGAAAGCAGAAAGAAGGUCUGAAGAACUGGAAGAGAAAGCAGAAAGAAGGUCUGAAGAACUGGAAGAGAAAACAUAAGAAAGGUGCGUUGGUACAAGCUCCAACUGGGAAACAGAUGAGGAACAGCCAAUUCCAGAUUGAAUGCGGAGCAACAUAG